Mollisia scopiformis is the source of this 1923-nucleotide messenger RNA. RefSeq names its product phosphatases II. Gene Ontology annotation, molecular function: protein tyrosine/serine/threonine phosphatase activity; protein tyrosine phosphatase activity; phosphatidylinositol-3,4,5-trisphosphate 3-phosphatase activity. The transcript is spliced from 2 exons. Gene Ontology annotation, biological process: cell motility; negative regulation of cell population proliferation; regulation of phosphatidylinositol 3-kinase/protein kinase B signal transduction. Gene Ontology annotation, cellular component: nucleus; cell projection; plasma membrane. The record is from RefSeq and is a predicted model, not a curated record. NCBI's taxonomy places the organism in Eukaryota, Fungi, Ascomycota, Leotiomycetes, Helotiales, Mollisiaceae. The coding region runs from base 71 to 1750 and encodes 559 amino acids.
UCUCACCCAUCAACAACAACCUCACUCUCCAAAAUGUCCCCAAUCCCCCCUCCCUCCGUACAAUAACAACAUGGCCUCCCUCCUCCGACAAAUCGUCGCAGGCCCACGCUCGCGACAUCCAGAAGCCGGCCUCGACCUCUGCUACGUAACGGACCAAAUCAUCGCGACCUCGGGGCCCUCAGGCACGUACCCGCAGCGCGCAUACCGCAACCCGCUCGAUCAGCUGGUCAAGUUCCUCGACUACAAGCACGGGGACGGAUGGGCGAUCUGGGAGUUCAGGGCUGAGGGGACGGGGUAUCCGGAUGAGGAGGUUUAUGGGCGGAUACGGCAUUAUCCGUGGCCGGAUCACCAUCCGCCGCCGUUUAAGUUGGUGCCGAUGAUUAUGGCGGGGAUGAGGAAUUGGUUGCAGGGUGGAGAGGAGGGGAGGACGCUGGGGGAUAAGGGGAGGGUUGUGGUUGUGCAUUGUAAGGCGGGGAAGGGGAGGAGUGGGACGAUGGCUUGUUCUUAUUUGAUCAGUGAGUGUGGGUGGAAGCCAGAAGAGGCUUUGGCUCGCUUUACGGAAAGGAGAAUGCGGCCUGGAUUUGGACAGGGAGUCAGUAUUCCCAGCCAGCUGCGAUGGGUGGGUUAUGUGGAUCGAUGGACGCAGAAUGGGAAGGUCUACGUUGAACGAGAGAUUGAGAUCUUGGAGGUGCAUGUCUGGGGACUGAGGGAUGGCGUAAAAGUCCAAGUGGAAGGAUACGUUGACGAAGGCAAGACCAUCAAGCUCUUCCACGUCUUCACCAAAAAGGAACGAGUGGUGGUAGAAGGAAACGCUCCAGGCGGCAGUGGAUUCAAAGACAUGAUCUCAGACAUGGCCGGCUUUCAAAACCAAGCCAACAUCAAACCCACCAGGACGCAAACACCCCAAUUUGACGGGACACACGAGUCCAAACCCCGAGCAGAAGCCUCAAGCAGCUCAAGCUCGACAGACAUCACAGGCGGCGAACUCGGCGGCGGGGCCGUAGUAUUCAAGCCCUCAACCCGAGUCAUCCUCCCAACCAGCGACAUCAACAUCGACUUCGAGCGCCGCAACAAAGCCUCCAUGGGCUGGACGAUGGUCACAGCCGUGGCCCACGUCUGGUUCAACGCCUUCUUCGAAGGCCACGGGCCCGAACAAAACGGCCACGCAGACGAAACCGGCGUCUUCGAAAUCGACUGGGACAAAAUGGACGGCAUCCGCGGCUCCAGCAAGAAAGGAACCCGAGCCUUCGACCGCCUAGCCGUCGUCUGGAAAGCCUACGACCCGGAGCCCGGCCGCGGGCGAAAAGAAUCCGUAAUCCACGAACCGGGCAUCGAUUCCCCCGUCCCCGAAAUGUCUCCCGCGGACUGGAAAGGCGGUCAUCAAACCUCUCCCGGUCUAGGAAAAGACCUCGGACUACGAACCGAGAGCCCGCGGAGCGCGGAAGUUAGCAAAGCGAGCAGUAUAAAAUCGCACCACUCGAAAGAUCGAGACAAUGAUUCCGAGGAGGGCGUCAGGCCCAGCGGACCCGCUGGCGAGGACGACAUCAACGUCGAUAUAAACGAGCUACCGCAACCGCACGGCAAUGCGUCGGAGCCGACGAUGGAGGCUGUGAACGCGAGGCUGGAUACGGCGUCUUCGACUACGCCGACGGUGGAUCUACCGGGCGGGGUGCCCGAGGAUCAGUUGGAGGAUGCGAAGACGCAUCGGUUGGGACAUGUGCAGGCGACGAGGAAGACGAUAGAUUCGUGAGUGGUGUGUAGGCAUAGAUGAGGAGUGGGGUGUAAUACCAUGAUGAAUGAAUGCAUGAGCUUAUGGCGUUUGGUGGGUAAGAAAGAAACGAAUAACGAAUACGGUAUAUGGUUCAUAGAGCAUCGGUUAGCGUUGCUUAGAGGAACAGAAAAUGAGAACUUUUGAAGAGAAAU